This is a messenger RNA of Mus musculus (house mouse), 3219 nucleotides long. RefSeq names its product predicted gene, 21586. The coding region runs from base 164 to 427 and encodes 87 amino acids. Lineage: Eukaryota; Metazoa; Chordata; Mammalia; Rodentia; Muridae. The record is from RefSeq and is marked validated. The transcript is spliced from 4 exons.
UCCUCCCCUUCCGGGUGAUAUGCAAGCCCCACACAUAGAAUGCGAAGGUAUCCCUGUGAUGUAAUUGUUAACGGUCCGUUUCCCGGGCUGAGCCAGGGAGGGCGGGGAGUUUAGGCUGUGCCGACCCCUGAGCCCCCCUUCAGGAACCGUUCAGAGCCUGGACAUGUCGCGAUUGAGGAGAUACGAGGUGGCGCUGGAAGCGGAGGAGGAGAUCUACUGGGGCUGCUUCUACUUUUUUCCUCGGUUGCGAAUGUGGCGCAGGGAGCGGAGCUCGGCGCACCCCCGGGAGCAGAAGCUGGAGCCUCUGCGGGGCCUAAUGAGCUGUUUGUCGAGCGGCCUGAGGCCUGCUCCCCAGCGCUCGGGUCGUGGUCUCCUCUGUCGCACCCCCACCGCUGCUGCACAGACAGCCGGUGCAUUAAAGAUUUAAAGUCACGCCCACUGCCUCCCUGACUUUACCACCGCAGACGCCAUUGGUGCUGGGAAUCCCACUCCACACCUGCUGUUUCUUAACCCACAGGGCAUCCCUCCCUGGUAGGAAGCCUUUGCAUGUGUAGGACUCCAUUGCUCCUAAGGGUCAGGCUUGUAAUUACUAUCAGUGACUGGCUCUCUGCCACGCCCUCCCCAAAAGCACCCACACUGAGAGUAGGCCACAUCUUUCCCCCACCUAUCAGUGUUCCCACAACUUCAGCUGUUACCACCUAACUCUAGCCAUAACUUUGCCAGAUGUCUGGAGAAUCCUCUUUUCCUGGGAGUGGAUAUAAAACAUUUUAGCCAAAGUUGAGGAGUCUGCUGUCAGUGAGAGGAAGGACCAGUUUCUAGAAGCUGUCUCCAGCAGUGUACCCCAGGAGAGUGACAAGGGUCGAGGGUCCAAGGUCCUUCCUAUAGUUAAAACCCCAAACUGGCUCCCCCAGUCUGAUCCCAAUUUUUUGUUUGUUUUUGUAUUUAAUUUUUUAAGUGUGUGUGUGUGUGUGUAUGUGUGUUUGUAAUGUGUGUGUGCCCACCACAAUGCAUGUGCAUGCAGAGAUCAGAGGGUAUGACCCUUUGUGAGGGUUUUUCAUCCAUAUGGCUUCCCGGGAUGGAAUUCAGGGUUUCAGGCUUGGCACCAUGGCCAUCCUGACAGCCCCAUCACCGUUUUAAAAGUCCUUGGUAUCAGCAAGAACUAGCAGUUUGGAGAGAAAUUUGUGCAGGCAACUUGAUGCAGGUGGGGAGGGUCUCGGUUGCUAGCAUGUUGCUAGGUGCUCAGAUGUGUGCAUGAUACAUGCAGGUGUGAGUCCUAGGCUGCUGUGAUGGUUUGUAUAUGCUUGGCCCAGGGAGUGGCACUAUUAGAAGGUGUGGUCCUGUUGGAGUAGGUGUGUCACUGUGGGUGUGGGCUAUAAGACCCUCAUCCUAGCUGCCUGGAAGUCAGUAUUCUGCUAGCAGCCUUCAAAUGAAGAUGUAGAACCCUCAGAGCUCCUUCUGAACCAUGCCUGUCUGGAUGCUGCCAUGUUCUUGCCUUGGUGAUAAUGGAUGAACCUCUGAACCUGUAAGCCAGCCCCAGUUAAAUGUUGUCUUUUAUAAGACUUGCAUUGGUCAUGGUGUCUGUUCACAGCAGUAAAACCCUAACUAAGACAGCUGCUGAGCAUGUUAAUAGAAGACGGGUCUGUGUAUCCCCCAAGCCAAGUAGAGUCUCCGUUUGCUAAACUAUUUCCUAUGCUUCCCUACCUCACUGUGUGUGUGUGUGUGUGUGUGUGUGUGUGAGAGAGAGAGAGAGAGAGAGAGAGAGAGAGAGAGAGAGAGAGAGAGAACAUGCUCAUGUAUAUAAAUGCAGAGGUCAGUAUCAGCUGUCUUCCUUAUUUUUUGUGACAAGGUCUCUCACUGAACUUGGAGCUUGCUGAUUCAGCUAGACUAUCUGUCCCCACUUCCCAACACCACACCUUACACAGCUGCUGAGAAUGGAACUCAGGCCCUCAGUCACACCAAGCUCUUUACCAACUGAGCCUUCUCCCCAUAGUCUUAGUUUAUAGGUUAGUAGAGUGUGCCAAUACACUACAAGAAUUUUUUCAAGAGGUGGGGAAGCUAUUGGGUUAAAUACAGAAGUUGAUAUAAGUAGCUAUUGCGGGGACUAAAGAUGGCAUUGGCUCCUUUGUUUAUCAGCACAUGUUCAUUGUACAAAGCCAUGCGUCUCAAUGACAUUUUUUGUUCAAGUUUGUUGUCCAUAUCCAUUCCCUAUUACCCCCCUGUGUGUCACUCUUACCCCUUCCUGAUAGUUUCUUUCCUCUUGCAAAGUAGUUUUGCCUAUAUUUUCAUGCCAUAUAGGCAUGUGCGAGCUCCACUUAUGAAAGGAAACCUUUAAUGAUUGUCUUUCUGGGUCUGGCUCAUGCCACUUGGUAUGAACUCCAGUUCCAUUCAUUUCCCUGCAGAUGGUAGUGUUUCAGUCUCCCUCAUGGCUGAAUAAAGCCUCAUUGUACAUAUACAUACAGCACAUCUUAUCUUGUCCUCUUUAAUGGCUGUAUAGGAUGAGCCCAUUGGUUGUUGUGAGCAGUGCUGUUGUGUAACUAACUGGAAAGGAGCAGGUCUGAAGGUCACUGAGGGUGGAACCCGAAUCCUGACCAGCUUUAAGCCCCUCCUCUGUGUCCCUGGUAACACUAAAAUUUUAAGGAAGCAGGAAGAAUCCCAUUUUAUGUGGGAAUUUGAGAUUUUUUUUUAAAUUACAUUUUAUUUACCUACUGGGAGUACAGGAGCACACACACCAGCAGUGUACCAGUAAAAGCCAGACGACAAUCUGUGGGAACGUGAAAGGCAGCCUGUGUUCUGGUUGAGCCAAGCUUACCACGGAGGCUCAGUAGAAAACUCUACAAGGGAUGGAACAGUGAGUCAUGUUCUCAGACGUAGGUGCUGACACCAUGGAGCCCCCAACUCCAUAAUCCUGUGACUAUCAGUCACGCAGACAAUGUCACAAGCUCCUGGCAUUCUGGCUAGACUCCACCCCACAGUUACCUGACUAUAGCCAGGUAUGCUCCUCCCCGCAACUACCCUGCAAAUGCGAGAUAGCCCAUCCCACUAUAAAAGGGGCUGCUUGGCCCCUCCUCUCUCUCUUAAGCUCACACCUCUCUUAUUCUCAUCUCUAGUUCUCCUUCUCUUCCUCCCUUCCCCCUUCUCUCCACGUGGCCAUGGCCGGCCUCUCUUUUUCUACCUUCUCUUUCUCUCUGCCUUUCUACAAUAAAGCUCUAAAACCAUGAA